Aegilops tauschii subsp. strangulata is the source of this 468-nucleotide messenger RNA. The record is from RefSeq and is a predicted model, not a curated record. Lineage: Eukaryota; Viridiplantae; Streptophyta; Magnoliopsida; Poales; Poaceae.
AUGGGAACGGGCGCGUCGAACGCCCCGCGCAACAGCAAGGGGUCGACGGGCAAAGUCGGCGCUGGCGGCGGGGCGACGACGGACUGGCCGGAGAGCGCCGGCGGUGGGGCGGCGACGUACGCCAGCAGGGGCAGCGGGGCCGAGUCGUGCGGCAAGUCGGGACGGGCUGGCAGGGCGACGCCGGAUGCGCUGGAGGUGGCGGGGCGGCAGAAGUGGCGGCGGACAGGCCGGUGGACGCCAUCGGGGCUGGCGGGCGGCCGGAGUGCCGUGCGCGCAGGGGAGAGGAGAGGCAAUGGCCGGCGCGGAAGACGCGCGAGCGGCGGCGACGUGGUGGCGGCGGCGGCGCGGAUGGGGAGGCGCGCGGCGGCGGCGAAUAGGGAGGGCGGCGGCUUGGGUGGAUCGCGCGGGCGACAGCAGCGGCUCUGGCAUGCGCGGCGGCUGGCUGGCAGGAGCGAGGCGGCUGGCUAG